AACUACAGUACAUCCCGGUCAAGUUAGAGCGCUGUUGGAUGUGUUUACACUCAACAAGAUUUUGUUUUCCGAUAACUUACUGCACAUUAUUAUCCACGAUAUAUGCACUGGCUUCCUCAUACUUAUCAUUUUGUGGGGUUAACAAUUAACAUAUAAUAAGGCUAGGUGUCCACAGAAGGAAGUUUCGACUUUCAUAAAACUGGUUUCCCUUGUUAACUCUGUUAAACGUGAUGCAAUACUUUAUAUAUUAGUGAAUCAAAUAUUCCGUUUAAACGCAAUGUGGGAUUUAAGAAAAACUACAAAAUUGACCAAUUUCAUUAAAUGUCACAAACUCACAAUUUAUAGUCAGCAUUUUAUUGGAGACUCUGUUAAAAGUGUUAAACAAAAACGUUUAAUUCCUCAGUUUAUUGACGGCUAAAGUUUUAUUUGAAACUGAAUUUUCGACGACAAUUUGUAGCUAGCACUAGCAAGAGGCCAGCGGGAAACCAUUGAGGUCAUUUGCAGCUAGCAUCGGUCGACUCAACUGUCGUGUCUGCGUCGUAGGGUCAAACAUACCUAAUUCAACGAAUCUAUUCAAUUCAAUACAUCUAUUUUGAACCAGAAACUUGUACUGUGUCGAGAAUUCGUGGCACGUCGUGAAUUCCUGUUAUAUUCACCGCGUCGUUUCACACGAUUUGUCGGAAACGGCUAGUUAGCAUUAGGAGCUAACGUUAACCACGAACCUUUCCUGGGAAAAACAAAACAAAAAAAAAAAACUAAGAUGGCAGGAGGAAUUUGCGCCAAGAAGAGCAAGGAGGACACCGCUGAGUGGAGCGGAUUAUUUCCGAGCGACGUCAAGAACAAGGAGCAGUCCCUUGCCUUCGCCAAAAGGAUGCUGGCUGUGGCCGUGUCCUCCAUCACUUACCUCCGAGGCAUUUUCCCUGAAAAUGCCUACCGGCCCAAAUAUUUGGAAGAUCUGUGCAUCAAGAUUUUGCGAGAGGACUGCAGGACUACUGGAGCUAACAAAGUUGUCAAAUGGCUAUUUGGCUGUUUUGAUGCACUGGAGAAACAAUAUCUUGAGAUUGUGUUCAUCGGGGUAUACACCAAUCCAAAAGAACCUAAUCGCAUUAUAGAGUCCUACAGUUUCAAAUUCAAGUACACCGAGACAGGUCCAGGGAUGGACAUACUCGGGGACAACGGUGUUGAGGUGAAGGUCACAUUGGAAGACACCAAGAGAGCAUCUGUGCUGCUGAUCAGGAAGCUUUUCCUCCUCAUCGAGAACCUCGGCGUCCUUCCUCACAAUAUCCACCUGGCCAUGAAGCUUUACUACUAUGACGAAAUUACUCCAGCCGACUACGAGCCGCCGGGCUUCAAGGAGGGCACGUGCGACAGCCUGUGGUUUGAAGGCACGGCCAUGCACUUAACGGUGGGCGACGUCCAGACGACCUUCCACACCUUUCAAGUGCGAGUGUCCGCCGACCAAAGUCGCUUGGAGAAGCUUCAGGACGGAGACCGUCAGAAGGAGACCGAGCAGAUGAUCGCUUCAAAGACACAAACAGACACGGACGCACGCAAGGUCGUGUCUGCCGACGAUAACGAUCAACCCUCUGAAGACGAGUCGGCACAGUUCAAGAGCUCCGCGAAGUCCGUGCUCAAGAGAAAGGCAGCAACCAAAUAUGAGACAAGGAAGAAGAAAAGUCGACGUUAAAAAUACGAUCAACACUGAUCACAAGUUUCCUGUUGCGCAUUUUAUUUCUACAACCGUUGAUGGUAAAUCUUACUUGACAUUUCAGUUAGAGCUGUUCUUAUGUUUGUGUAUGAAGCACUUUUCACAUGGCAGAAUGUUAAUGUGCCAUUUCUAAUCAGUGCACAUGACCUGUACUGCAAAAUUGUAGUGAAUUUGCAUGCUUAUAAACAUUUUUUUCUGUCAGUGUUCAAUAAAUAAUUCCAGAUGAAAAUUA
This is a messenger RNA of Syngnathoides biaculeatus (alligator pipefish), 1940 nucleotides long. It is a transcript of the gene zte38, whose product is annotated as zebrafish testis-expressed 38. Bases 761 to 1687 code for a protein of 308 amino acids. NCBI's taxonomy places the organism in Eukaryota, Metazoa, Chordata, Actinopteri, Syngnathiformes, Syngnathidae. The transcript has 12 exons. The record is from RefSeq and is a predicted model, not a curated record.